Messenger RNA from Linum trigynum, 778 nucleotides. Lineage: Eukaryota; Viridiplantae; Streptophyta; Magnoliopsida; Malpighiales; Linaceae. The record is from the annotation of a GenBank genome assembly.
ACGGUUCUCGCGUCCAAGGAUCCACUGACAAAUGAGAGAAGCCGGUGUAUUACGUCAACCGCACCAUGGUGGGUCAUGAAACACGAUACGCGCCUAUAGAGAAGGCGACGUUGGCGGUGGUCAUGGCCGCAAACAAGCUCCGACCUUAUUUUCAUGCUCAUAUUAUAGUGGUGCCCACCAACCUUCCCCUGAGAACGGUUUUGGGAUCUAUGGAUGUGUCUGGGCGCCUAGUGAAAUGGGUUGUACAACUCAGUGAGUUCGAUGUAAGUUAUGCGCCCACGCCGGCCAUCAAGGCUCAAGUGUUGGCGGAUUUUGUGGCUAAAGGAGUUCUGGAUGUGGGAAUUGGUGUGGAAGAGUGCUGGCAAGUGCUUGUGGAUGGAGCGGCUAGCCGAGGGGGCGCGGGGGCAGGUGUCGUCCUCAUUAACCCAUUGGGAGCCAUGCAUGAAGUAGCAUUACGUUUUGCAACCCUCAAGACGAACAAUGCUGCAGAUUAUGAGGACUUCCUAAUAGGGCUCCAUAUGGAAAGGGAGUUAGGUAGCAGGCUCAAUAGCAGGUUUAGCAUUUGCAAUCCUUCUCUCUGAAGAGGAUUUUUGCUGCUUAUCCACCUUGAUUGCGAGGUGCACCACCUCUUCAAGUUCGACAAAAGAUCGCAACUCAACCUCUUGCCGAAUUUCGCGAUUCAGACCGUAGAGAAAUCGUGAAAUUGUUGCUUCUUUUUCUUCGUGCACAUCAACCCGCAUCAAAAGCAACUCUAGCUCUAUAAAAUACUCUUCGUCAU